Molecule: messenger RNA, 447 nt
Organism: Ilex paraguariensis (yerba mate)
Lineage: Eukaryota; Viridiplantae; Streptophyta; Magnoliopsida; Aquifoliales; Aquifoliaceae
Source: the annotation of a GenBank genome assembly
AUGGGGAACCCCAUGUUUGAAAAAGAUAGCAAUGGCGGCAUCCAUGGUGCUGUUAACGACUCUGUGAGAGGCGGUGCCCAUAAUGUGGUUUACAAAGCAGCGGUGAGCGAAGCAACCCAGCUAGGUGAUGGCGUUGGAAUAGAGGGCGAUGUCGGAGUGUCCUUGGCAGUAGGCAACGCCAACAAUGUGCAGGGCGGUGCUAGCAUGCUAGACGACACCUUUCAGUGGUCAUGCAACGCUAGGGGUAGGCUAGGCGGUCUAGGCAACACCAAGAAACAGUUGGUCAACGACGCCAAAUGUGUGGGCGACGAGUGUGGCGGCGCCAACAGGUUAAGUCACAGUGGGUGCAAUCCAAACAACUCUGGCGACGGCGGGCAUGAACCAAGCAAGGACACAGACCUCGGUGCAAAAAUUUAUGAAGGUGAGGUGACCCUGUUUUCACUUUAA